AUGAAAUCUAGAGCAAGAUCAAUAUUUUGGUGGCCUUUGUUGGAUCAAGAAAUUGAGAAAUUGGUUAAAACUUGCAAUGGCUGUUCGAAGACACAAACCAUGCCCCCCAGAAAUAAGCUCACACCUUGGGAUUGGCCAAAGAAACCAUGGCAAAGAAUUCAUGUCGAUUUUUUUGGACCUUUGUAUGGGAAAAAGUACAUGGUUUUGAUUGACGCGCAUAGCAAAUGGGCUGAGGUUGCUCCUAUGUCGAGUACGACUGCACAAAAUACUAUAGAAAAACUGCGAGGAAUAUUCGCUUGUUUUGAAUUACCACAUACUCUGGUUUCGAAUAAUGGAUCACCUUUUGAUUCAGAAGAAUUUAAUCAGUUUACAACAAAUAAUGGUGUAAAGCAUAUUCCUACGCCACCAUAUCACCCCCAGAAUAUAAUUAAUAAAUCCUUGUUUGAUUAUAGGAAUACACCUCAUACUACUACAGGCGAAACUCCUGCAAAAUUGAUGUUUGUUAGAGCUUUACGUACCCGAUUAGAUCUUUUAAGGCCUGGUUUAGAAGAACGAGGGAAAAACCACCAAACUGAUCAAGAAAGGAAUUACAGAGGAAAAUGUAGGAAAGGUUUUGAGCUUGGGGAAAACGUUAUGGUCAGAAACUACCGUGAUCGAAAUGAAAAAUGGGUUGAAGCACUGGUACUUGAUAAAAUAGGUUACAGUGUAUAUUUGUGCAAAAUAAAAGAGACUGGUGUAGUAUGGAAAAGGCAUAUUGAUCAAAUAUGGAGCUGUCAUAAUGAGGAUAUGUUCAAGUUAAAAGAAUUGGAAGACGAAGACAGUAAUUAUCGUAGUAAUUAUGAUAGCAAAACGUUGGAAUCACAGGAAAUUUGGCCAUACAUCCCAGAAAUAGACAAUUCUAGAGAAAAAGCGAAAAAAGGGCAGCUAGAAAAAGAAAAUAUUGGAACAGUAGAAGAAAACCCUAAAGCAAAUAGUAAAGAAAAUCAGAACGUGACAUCUCGGGAAAUCAACAACAAUAGUGGUGCUUACAAGCACCCUCAUAGAAUACGACAAGCACCAGACAGACUGGGUUACUGA
Uloborus diversus is the source of this 1077-nucleotide messenger RNA. RefSeq lists its product as uncharacterized. NCBI's taxonomy places the organism in Eukaryota, Metazoa, Arthropoda, Arachnida, Araneae, Uloboridae. The coding region runs from base 1 to 1077 and encodes 358 amino acids. Gene Ontology annotation, molecular function: nucleic acid binding. Gene Ontology annotation, biological process: DNA integration. The transcript is spliced from 2 exons. The record is from RefSeq and is a predicted model, not a curated record.